AACACUGAUGGAAUUUUAUUUGAAAAAUAAUUUAAAUUUUCUUUUAAAUAAUAAUGUUUCAUAACUAGUGAUAUAAUUUAUAUUAGAGAUCAAUUGUUAUUGAUUUCUUUUUGUGUGCGCAAAAAUGAAGUUUUACGGAAUAUUUGAACAGGGGAGCAAGAUUAAUCAAGUGAUAUGUGCCGUUUUGAUAAACCUCCCGGUGCUGUCAUACGGAGCCAGUACUGGCUGGAUGUCUCCUAUGACUCUUCUACUGCAGUCAGAAGAUUCACCAAAAGGCGUACCUCUCACAGAUACUGAGAUAUCAUGGAUGGCUGCUGUACCCUACUUGGUGUGUGUCCCAUUUGAUUUGAUAAUGGGCGUCAUGGGAGAUAAACUCGGACGAAAGAUUUCGCUGAUUUUUAUAUCCUUAGUUAGUGCUGCUAGUUGGAUCUUAUUGCUUUCUUCCUUCAACAUUUGGUGUCUCAUCAUAGCGAGGGCGUUCGUCGGUAUAACCAUGGCUGGUUGUUAUGUCACUUGCACCACAUACACCAAGGAGAUCAGUGAUAACAGCAUUAGAGGUGCCUUGGGAUGUUUGUUAAUAUUAUUUCAAACAACUGGAAAUCUCUUCAUGUACGUUAUUGGAGAUCUGUUGAGCUAUAACCUUAUCCUCUGGGUUUGUCUGACAAUACCGACCGUACACGUGGUAGUGUUUCUCUUUAUGCCGGAGUCUCCUUCUUACCUCGUCAAGAAAGGAAGGGUUGAGGAUGCAAGUAAAGCCUUGGCCUGGCUUCGAUGCGAACCAGAAAAUGAUGCAAAGGUCCAGGAAGAAAUAGAAAUUAUAAGAAAAGAACAGAGGAACGACGAAGUGAGCAAGUUCGCUCUCAAGACAAUGUUCACUGAUAAGAUCCUUAGAAGAGCUUUCCAAAUAGCCAUGGUAGCGACCAUAGCUAGAGAAGUGUGUGGAGCUGUACCAGUUCUGAACUUUGCUGGUGACAUCUUUAAAUUGGCAUCUCACGACACCGGUCUGUUGUUGAGUCCAAACCAACAGGCUAUGCUGCUUGGUGUCGUUCAAGUGGUUGGUUCGGCUCUCGCUUCAAGUAUCGUCGAAAAAUCAGGCAGAAAGCCUCUUCUUCUGUUGUCAUCUCUGGUCUCUGGUCUAAGUAUGUGCGCACUCGGUUCUUGGUUCCUAUUGCGUGACCUUGGAAUCGGUGCCCCAUCUUGGGUGCCAUUAAUGACGUUGUGCCUUUGUAUCUUCUGUGAUUCAUCUGGCCUUCAGCCUAUCUCCAUUGUGCUAGCAGGAGAGAUAUUCUCUUUUAAGUAUCGAGGAAUUGUGAUGGCUAUCACAAUGUCUUGUGCUUCAUUUACUGACUUUCUUCAGCUGUUAUUCUUCAAGCCACUCGCCACAGCAGUUGGCAUUCACGUGGCCUUCUACUUCUUCGGAGUGAUCUGCUUGAUCAUGUCUCUUUACGUUAUUCUAUUCAUCCCCGAAACUAAAGCUAGAUGCCUUGAAGAUAUUUACAAAGAUCUCCUCAAAAGCAUGAAAGUGAAAAAGACCGAAGAACACGAACUUACAAAAGUUUAAAGAAAGUUUCAUAAA
This is a messenger RNA of Vanessa tameamea, 1576 nucleotides long. RefSeq names its product facilitated trehalose transporter Tret1-like. The transcript is spliced from 9 exons. Gene Ontology annotation, cellular component: membrane. Gene Ontology annotation, biological process: transmembrane transport. Lineage: Eukaryota; Metazoa; Arthropoda; Insecta; Lepidoptera; Nymphalidae. The coding region runs from base 125 to 1561 and encodes 478 amino acids. Gene Ontology annotation, molecular function: transmembrane transporter activity. The record is from RefSeq and is a predicted model, not a curated record.